Molecule: messenger RNA, 1357 nt
Organism: Suncus etruscus (white-toothed pygmy shrew)
Lineage: Eukaryota; Metazoa; Chordata; Mammalia; Eulipotyphla; Soricidae
Gene: TMEM106C
Product: transmembrane protein 106C
Exons: 7
Coding region: 1-753 (250 amino acids)
Source: RefSeq, a predicted model, not a curated record
AUGGGCUCCCACCACUCGGCCUCCGCUCGGCCCCCUGCUCCGAGGCGUCAGGCAGAAGGGCCCCGGGAGGACGACCCGGCGGAGCGAGCGCAGGAGGAAGCCAUCGCCCGGUUUCCCUACGUGGAGUUCACCGGGAGGGACAGCGUCACCUGCCUCGCCUGCCAAGGCACGGGCUACAUUCCCACAGAGCAAGUGAAUGAAUUGGUGGCUUUGAUCCCACACAGUGAUCAGAGAUUGCGCCCUCAGAAAACGAAGCAGUAUGUCGUCCUCUCCGUUCUGCUCUGCCUCCUGGCCUCUGGCUUGGUGGUUUUUUUCCUGUUCCCACAUUCAGUUCUGGUGGAUGAUGGCGGCAUCAAAGUGGUGAAAGUCACGUUUGAUAGAGAGGACUCCCUUGUAAUUCUCACCAUCAUGGCCACGCUGAGAAUCAGAAACUCCAACUUCUACCCUGUGGCAGUCACCAGCCUGUCCAGCCAAGUUCAGUAUAUGAACACAGUGGUGGGCACACACACCACCACCAACACCUCCCUCAUUCCUCCUCGGAGCGAGCACAUGGUGAAUUUUACCACGAAGGCUGAGAUGGGAAGACAAUACUCCUAUGUGUACUUCUUUUGCACGCUCCCUGAUAUCCUGGUGCACAACAUAGUGAUCUUCAUGCAAACGUCAGUGAAGAUUUCCUACAUCGGCCGUACGACCCAGAGUUCUUUGGAAACACAUCACUAUGUGGAUUGUGGAACAAAUUCGACAAUUGUUUAAAAACUGCUCUUGGCACUUCCGUGGCAUUGCCUGUCAGAUGUGACCCACACAACGUCUGUGCCCAGGGUCUGGAUUUCUGAACCUACCCAGGUGGUAUCCGUGCGGAGAAAUUGGAUCCCUUACACUCCAGCUCGCAUCCUCCUGCUCUCGGGAGGGCAGCUCCUCUCUGCAGCUCCACUGCCCAGUGCCUUGCCUCUUCCCAGCAAAUAGUAGGCACUCGACGAAUUUGAGUGUUUGAACCUGGAUGAAUUUCAUGUCGAUCGUUCAACUCUUCUUAAGGUGUUCUGAAUGGAAAUUGUUCCAUGAUCCUCUGUUGUCCACUCAUUCAUCCAGUUGCAGAAUUGUUGGGGCCUCAUAUACACAGAAGGGCAACAGGAAGGGAACAUUCGGAAGAAGAAAGCACAGAGCACUUACUGUGUGAAUUUUUUCAUCUGUUUCAAAUGAUCCAAGUUGCUUUGAAAGAAAAGUUUUGGGGGUUUUUUUUGGUAGAAAGAUAAUAGUUGUUUUUAUCAAGAGUCUAUCUAAGGCUUGAUUUACCCUUCAUCCAUUGGCUGGAACAUGGAUUGGGGAAUUUGGUAGAAAAAUAAACCCUGCUUUUGAUUCA